AUGGAUAUUAAUGACGAUGCAAUUGUUUUAACUAUAACAAACACAGUACUAGGACAAAAGUCAUCAUUCUUAAGAAAACCAUGGCCAACAUACAGUCUACAAAAUAUGCCACAAACACGAUUCACAUGUCAUGACAAAAUACUUGGCGGUUAUUAUGCAGAUCCGGAGGCUCAAUGUCAGAUGUUUCAUGUCUGCGUUAAAGUUGCUGGAGUUGGGGUACAAGAUUUUCGUUUCUUAUGUCCAAAUGGUACGGCAUUUGAUCAAGAAGCUCAAAUUUGUGCCGAUUGGGGUGAUGUCGAUUGUGAGCAAUCUGUUCUCUACUAUGGUAGUGAUAAUUUUGAUCUCUACCGCUUGGGUUCUGGAUUUGAGAGUAAACGUGCUCCCUUGGCAGAGGAAGACGAGUCUACAUUCCAUUUACAAAGAGCUGAAAGUGGUGAUGUAAGACGUUUUAAAGAAACUCGUGUAGAUCAAAAGUCACGCCCCGAUCAACCACCUAAUUAUACAAAACACUUUGAAACUGUAACGCGUGGUACAUUUAAUAGCAACAGCAAUACGAAUAACAACAACAAUAAUUAUGCGAAUACACAGCAGCAACAACAACAACAUGUUAAGACGAAAAAACAAAAGCAACAAACGGAAGUAACAAAGAAACCCAUUGUCAGUUAUUAUACACCGACUUCAACAGCCACAACAAGAACUACAACAACGACGACCACAGAACGUAAUUACAAUGAUGAUUCAAAACAAGAUCUAGAUGACAUUUUCAAGGGUUCCCACAGCUCCCACUUCUUUUCUAAUCGCAAUGGUGGUCGGGAAGAUGACUUUUUAGAUCAUCCCGUAAAGCCAUCAUUAAAACCUAAUGAUUUUUCGGAUUUCAGUAAAAAAUCCGAAGCUUCUACAAUUGGUAAAUCUCGUGUUACACCCACCAGACCAAAACGUCCUUUGCAAACAACAACCACAUUAGCUAGUACCACAACUACUACUACGGCCACUCCCAAGACAGCCAAAAAAGUAACCCAGCACUCAUUUUACAAUACCGAUUUAUAUGACUAUACACAAUAUAGAAGCACUACUCCAGCCAGUACAUCCUUUUCUACUACUCUCGUUACAACACCCAGACCAGUACAGGGUCACAGUAACGCCAAUCGUUUCAAUGUUGGCAUUAACGACUAUCAAACCCAAGCUAAAAUACAACCCACUACCUAUAACCCCAAUCGUUAUAAGCCGACAACCACAAAAUACACCGAAUUUAAGCGGGACAAAGCUGAAGUACAUAACAAGCCAUCGGCAAAUAAUAAGAAAGCGCAAAAAUUCGAACAAACACAACAAAAAUUAAAUCCUCAAAAUACAACUUUUGUAAAAUUCAAUGAAUUUAGUGAAUUCGCCAAAAUUAAACCUCAACAACCACAACCAUUCCAACCUCAACCGCCAGCCAAAACGUUUGAAGCUCCUGCUAAAACAAGUGCAGAACCACAAUACUAUCGCUCUCGUGGCCAACCACAAGCACGUGCAAACAACCAACAACCAGAACCUUUCCGGGCACCACAGAGGCAAUCUGUUAAGCCCACCGAAAAGGUUAAAGAGAAGCCUACUAUAGCAGUUAAAGCUGAUGCCAAACCAAGAGGAUUUGUCAGCCGAGGCAGUAUUAACUAUAAAGCCACCACCCUACGUGAUACUGAUACUUAUCCAACGACCACCAGCAACAGUCACAAAAAGUUCUCCACCUUAGUACCCAAGGACAAAUAUGCACCUACCACAUUUAAGCCGUCCACAUAUAAGAAGCCGUACGAUAACAAUUUUUAUCAAAGUCAACAGACCAUAAGACCCUCAAAUCCACCACAAAAAUCCCAGGCAACAUCCACUUCGACCACACUUUAUACUACACCUAAUCCAUAUUACAAUGCCGACGAGGAUGAUGGUCAAUAUCAUCCAGAAUUAUAUGAAAUUGAUUAUUCCAGAAAUAAUUUUAAUCGGCAAAGACAGACCAGCAGCCCUACCAUAACCUCUACUACCAGCACCAGCACAACUACACAAAAACCAUUUAAGCAAAAUUAUCAAAAUCCAGUCAAUCAUUUGAAGAGCCAACAGCAGACUUCCUACGUAAAAGAACAAACUGCUGUCGCUGAUUUCAGCGAGGAAGAUGAACUUUUCAAAACAGCUCAGUCAUUGAAUUUUGGAGCAGCCAGCAUUAACAAAUUACGAGCCGACAUUUUCAAAGCGGAGAAAACCUCCCAACAAUACAAUUCACAAUAUAAUCCACACAAUUCCAUAACUAGUCCAAAGACAACAACCCCUACUACACCAUUUACAACAACCACAUCAUAUUUCACCUAUCCCUUGUAUUCCACCACAACACAAACUACAUCACGUCCAACAACAUACAUAGUUCCGUCCACAACCUCUACCACAAUCACCACUACGACCACAAGACGGCCAACUACAACCACCAUCGCAACAAAAUACACCACAGCUUAUCCGUUUAAUGUUACAAAAAGUGGUAAACAUUCGGAUAAGUUGGAGAAGAAAUUGAAAAAGAAUGAAAAUAAAAAUAAGAAAAAGACUUCAAAGAGGCCAGCACAUGCCAAUGAAGACACCAGUUACGAUUAUGCCUACUACGAUUCCGAUACUUUGAGUGAAACGCCACAAGAAUAUCCCGAAUAUGAAAUACAAGAGUUCACUAAAACUAAACGAAAUUAGAGGGAAAAAGAGAAGAAUCAGUAGUACUACUAAUAAAUAGCCCAUAACAUAACAAUUUAUUGACACUAAAACACAAAUCGGUCAUUGUCGUCAUAACAUAAUAGUACAUAUUUCUAUAAAAACAUUCAGAUUUUAAAACUUAAUAAAAAAACUACGCCUAGAUUCUGGAAAUUGCUGGGACUUAAUUUGUAUAGAAUUAGCCAAGCACAUACCUUAAAAAAUAUUUGCGAAAUAGACAACAUUUCGGUAUAAUUAAUUUUAGUAUUAACGUUAUUUUUUUUAUUCUAAAGUAUGACAAUGACCAUUUUUGUUAUCACAUACACAAACCAUUUCCAGUUAAGUACAGACAUCUGUGUAUGAUCCAUUUUUAAACCUUAUUAUUUAGUAAGUUUUUAUUUUCUUUAGUUAAUCCGCUAAAACCAUAAUUUCAAUUCCGUUUUGUAGGUGCCAAUUUUGUCUGAAAGCUAUUUGCUUUUUAUUUAACUUAUUUUUAUUGCUCAAAUCAUGCCUUAUGCUAUUUCACCUCCAGCCUUCAAUCAGCAAUAACUGAAAUAAUCACCUCCAUAACAUUUUAAACAAAAAUGAAGAUUAAAAUAUGUAUUUCUAGUUAUUUAAUUUGAAAAAAGGAAACAUUAAUGUUUUUAUUUAGUCGUUAGACAAUUAUUAAUUUUAAAAUGAAAAUAUCUAAUUAAAAGAAUUGUGAAACUCACUCACCUUCGAAUAGAGAUGGGUAUUUCUUUAAUUUUCGAUUUCGGUGUAUUUGAAAAUUGAUUUUUUUUUGAUAUAGUAGUUUAUAUUUAAUGUAUACGCAUAUCAUACGAGUAUAAAAAAAGAAAAUGUUGUAUUAUUUUUUUAUUUUGAAAUUAAAAUUUCCUUAAAUUUUAAGUAUAUUUUUUUGUAUUUUGUAAAUAAAUAUAAUGAUUAAGAAAUAAUUUUUGAUAAAUAAAAGAAUUUAAAUAAAA
Molecule: messenger RNA, 3659 nt
Organism: Calliphora vicina (urban bluebottle blowfly)
Lineage: Eukaryota; Metazoa; Arthropoda; Insecta; Diptera; Calliphoridae
Product: mucin-2
Exons: 5
Coding region: 1-2697 (898 amino acids)
Cellular component (GO): extracellular region
Molecular function (GO): chitin binding
Source: RefSeq, a predicted model, not a curated record